Rotaria sordida is the source of this 1002-nucleotide messenger RNA. Lineage: Eukaryota; Metazoa; Rotifera; Eurotatoria; Philodinida; Philodinidae. The record is from the annotation of a GenBank genome assembly.
AUGAAAGAUUAUUUAACUGCAUUAUCAUAUUAUGAACAAGCACUUAUCAUGCAGCAGAAUGCUAAGCCUGUUAAACAUCUCGAUAUAUCUACAACAUACAAUCAAAUUGGUUUAGUACAUCAUGAUAUGAAAGAUUAUUUUAAAGCUCUUUCAUUUUAUCAAAAAUCACUUGAACUAAAACUAACAAAACUACAUCAUGAUUAUAAAGAUUUAACGAUUAUCUACAACAACAUUGCUCUAGCAUAUCAUGCCAUGGAAGACAAACAAAAUGUACUCUUGUACUAUACAAAAAUGCUUGAAAUUCAAGAAAAAUCUUUGUCUAUCAAUGAUAUAUCAUUAGCUACUACAUGCAAUAAUAUUGGAUCAAUACAUUAUUCAAUGAAUGAUUAUUCGAGAGCUUUGCUAUUCUAUGAAAGAACUCGUCAAAUUCAAGAAAGAUCUCUUGGUGAAAAUCAUUCUGAUUUAGCAAUAACAAAUAAUAAUACAGCUCCAACAUAUUUUGAAAUGAAAGAUUUUAAAAAUGCACUUAUUUUUUAUCGAAAAUCGCUUGAUAUAAGAUUAAUAUCAUCUUCGAAUGACCAACAAGUUUUGGCUAUUAAUUAUAACAAUAUUGCUACGGUCUAUCAAUCUAUGAAUGAUAAAUCUAAUGCACUUUUAUUCUGUGAAAAAACACUUGAAAUUCGAGAAUCUUUUCUUUCUGAUGAUUUAAAAUUAGCUACAACUUAUAAUAAUAUUGAUUUCAUUUAUCAUGAAUUCGAAGAUUAUUCAAAUGCAAUUUCAUUUUAUCAAAAAUCAUUGAAACUUCGUGAAAAAUCUAAUCGUUCUGAUGAUUCGUCAUUAGCAACAAUCUCUAAUAAUAUUGCUUCAGGAUAUAAUUCAAUGAAAGAUAAUUCAAAUGCAAUUUUAUUCUAUGAAAAAACUGUUCAAAUUCGAGAAAAAUUAAAUUCAACUGAUGAAAAAUCUUUGGCAACAGUUUAUAAUAUCCUUGGUGCAUUAUAUUAA